Messenger RNA from Pteronotus mesoamericanus, 1270 nucleotides. RefSeq names its product C-type lectin domain family 4 member G (gene CLEC4G). The coding region runs from base 28 to 900 and encodes 290 amino acids. The transcript is spliced from 9 exons. Gene Ontology annotation, molecular function: signaling receptor activity. The record is from RefSeq and is a predicted model, not a curated record. NCBI's taxonomy places the organism in Eukaryota, Metazoa, Chordata, Mammalia, Chiroptera, Mormoopidae.
GUGUCCAGGCCUGGGAGCCUGCUCGCCAUGGACACUGCCGGGCGCAGCGGGUGGGACGGCGGGCUCCUCGAGGUCCCCGGAGGGCACUGCGGACGCUGGGGGCGGCGACUCCCCUUCCUGGCCCUGGCUCUCCUGGUCACCACAGUCCUGUGGGUCCUCAUCCUGAGUGUCCUACUUUCCAAGGCCUCCUCGCAGCACGGGGAGUUGCUCGGGCAACAGGACCUGCUGACAGCAAACGCCUCGAAGCAGGCGGUGGUGCUGGGCGCCUUGAAGGAAGAGCUCGGAGACUGCAAGAGCUGCUGCGGGAGCUCGCAGACGCAGCUGAAGACCGCGCGCACGGAGCUCGCCCAGGCGCAGGUGAAGCUGAUCCAGCAGGAGAGCGCCUUGCAAGAACUGAGCGAGCGCGUGACCCAGAGCUUGGCUCAAGCGGGAAGGGACCGCGAGGACAUCCGCAGUGAGCUGUUCCGGGCGUUGGAGGCCGUCCGCCUCGGAAACGAGUCCUGCGAGCAGUGCCCCGCGUCGUGGCUGCCCUUCCAGGGUUCCUGCUACCUUUUCUCGGUGCAGCGGGCCCGAUGGGAAGAGGCGCAGCAAAACUGCGCGGGCGCGGGUGCGCACCUGGUGAUUGUCGGGAACCUGGAGGAGCAGGGCUUCCUCGCUCGUAACACGCGAGGCCGCGGUUACUGGCUGGGCCUGAGGGCCGUGCGCCGCGCGAGCAAGAUCCAGGGCUAUCAGUGGGUGGACGGAGUCCCGCUCAGCUUCAGCCACUGGAACCUGGGCGAGCCCAAUGAUUCGAUGGGGCGCGAGGACUGCAUCAUGAUGCUCCGCACCGGGUUAUGGAACGACGCCCCGUGUGACAGUGAGAGGGACAGCUGGAUCUGCGAGAAGAGGCUCAGCUGCUGAGCCCCCCGAGGGCCAUGGGCAGGCGCACUGCCGCCUGCGCCCCGGCCCCAGCACCUGCCCCCAGCACUUGCCCCCCUGGCCAUUCCGCCCGCGGACUCCUGUGUGUCUUUUCUUCUCCCUCCCACCACCACUGAGGAGAAAUGGCCCCGCUCAGCCGGGCCCAGUGCCUGCGCUAUGGAACCUCCACUCCAACUACUCCCCUCCCUCGCGGAGCGGGGUUCACCUCCUCCUGUUCCAAAAUGCUGGCUCCUGGGCCCUGUGAUCUGACGCCACGUCCCUCUCUAGCCAAGGUCAAAUGGCUCAGAGUACAAGCUGUUUGGUUUUCCCGCCUUUCCCCCCAGACUGGGAGGCCUCAAAGAUAGGGGUUCUG